AUGCAGAAACCCACUUCCGAUAGGGGAAAGCCUAUGUCCUCACGUGACACGACCCUUCCUGAGUUAGCAUACGAGGACGACUGGCGCCACGUCACAAAUCCUGUCGAACGACGGCGGCGGCAAAACAGAUUAAACCAGAGGAUGUACAGAAGUCGCAGACACGAUGAGGCCCAAGCACUAAACGGGAUAUCGCGACUCCCCGAGGCCAACAUAUGCCAUUCCCCACUGCAAGCGGAACGGCACAUCCUGGAAGGUUUCGCAUCAGCCGCUUACCGAAGCUACAUGUUGGGUUGUCCCAACAUUGACCACUUACUAGUCCUCACGAAAGCUAACGUCUACCGCGCCUUUCUACACAAUAUCAGCUUAUUAGGACUGGUAGCGGACGGCCUUUGCGAGGCAGACGUCCUAUCCCCCUUUAAUCAGUUCGGUCCGGCGCAGAUCACCACGACAACACUCCCGCUAUCUUUACGUCCUACGCCUACCCAGCGCUCCUUGCCACAUCAUCCGUGGCUUGACUUUUUUCCGCAUCCCAAGGCUCGGGAUAAUCUCUUCCGCGCGCAGGACCGCUACGACGAAGACGAAUUCUGCUUAGAUAUACUGGGUUUUUGGAAUCCAAAUGCGUUGGAUAAUAUGUUGUUGGUAUGGGGCGAGCCAUCGGAUCCUGAAAACUGGGAGAUAACGGAGGGCUUCAUCAAAAAGUGGGGUUGGGUGAUUCAGGGGUGUCCAGAAAUCUUGUUUAAUACUAACAAAUGGCGAGCACGGAGAGGCGAAAAUCCAAUCCUUCGCUAUCUCUCAUAA
This is a messenger RNA of Penicillium hordei, 798 nucleotides long. Its product is annotated as DUF3425 domain-containing protein. NCBI's taxonomy places the organism in Eukaryota, Fungi, Ascomycota, Eurotiomycetes, Eurotiales, Aspergillaceae. The record is from RefSeq and is a predicted model, not a curated record. Bases 1 to 798 code for a protein of 265 amino acids. The transcript has 2 exons.